This is a messenger RNA of Pseudopipra pipra, 2009 nucleotides long. Its product is annotated as collagen alpha-1(I) chain-like. The record is from RefSeq and is a predicted model, not a curated record. NCBI's taxonomy places the organism in Eukaryota, Metazoa, Chordata, Aves, Passeriformes, Pipridae. The transcript has 3 exons. Bases 1 to 1317 code for a protein of 438 amino acids.
AUGGGGAGGCGGGCAGCCGGAGGAUACGGCCCGGGAGCACGGGGCCGGGGGGACGCGCUGCCAGCCCCUCCGUCCGUCGGCUCUUUGUCCGUCCGUCCGUCCGUCUGUCAGGCGGCCCCGCUGGCCCCAUCCCCGCCGCCCCGGCGCGGCCUGCGCGGCCCCGCGGCUCCGGCCGGGAGAGCGGGCGGAGCGGGAGCGGCAGGAGCAGCGGGAGCGGCGGGAGCAGCGGGCGGAGGGCGCCCGCCGCCUCCUCAUCCCCCGCUCCGCGCCGGCCUCCCCGCGCCGGGGCCAAGCGCGGCCCAUGCGGGACGCGCCGCGCCGCGGCCCCCCCUUCCUUCCUUUCCCGUUCCUCUCCUCCUCCUCCCUCCCUCCCUCCGCGCACCGAACGGCCCCGAACGGCCCCGGCUCGCCCCCGCCGGCACUUACCGGCCGCAGAGCUGCGAGGAGAAGGCGGCCGGGCCGGGCCGGGCCGGGGCGCGGCGGCGGCGGCGGCUCAGAGCGGCCGUGCCGCGGCCCCGGGCAUGGCGGGGUUGGCUGGGCGCGGGCGGGGGGGGCCGGCGGGGCGGCGGCGGCGGGGUGAGCCUGGGGGAAGCGGCGGCGGCGGCGGCUCCUUCUUCUUCUUCUUCUUCUUCUUCUUCUUCCUGCUGCUCCGCGGAGCGUCCGCGGGCGGUGACAGCGACACCCGGCCAGAGCGCCGCGCGCGCGCUGCACCACGGGAAACGCGCCCGGAGGACCGGCGGGACGGCAGCGGGAGGAGGAGGAUGGGGAGGAUGGGGAGCGAGGGAGCGAGGACGGGAGCGGGAUCCCCGCCGGGGCUGCGGCCGCUGGCGGGGCGGGCGGUGCCGGGUUACGCGCGGGUCAGGAGGCCGGCGCGGGCAGCGCUCCCACGGCCGCGCCGGCCCCGGGCGGAGGCGGGGCGGGAGAGCCCCUUCGGCCUCGGGCCGGGGCUGCCCCCCGCUCCCUCCGGGGUUGUUCCAGCGCCCUCACUCCCAGCAGGGGCUCCCGGGGGAGAGGGGGCCGGAGCGGCCGCGGUCGGUGCCAGGGAGGAGGCUGAAGUGUCACAGGGUUGGAAGGGACCUCUGGAGAUCAUCCAGUCCAACCCCCCCGCCAAGGCAGGGUCACCUGGAGCAGGUGACACAGGAACGCCUCCAGGUCCUGUUAGAAGUGAGACGCAUCUGCCCGGUGACUCAGCUUUGCCAAGGGUUUCAAGUUCCUUCAGCAAGAGGCAUUAAUAAGGUUCUGCAUCCUCACACAGGUCUUCAACAGGAAGUGGCUUCAGAAGUAACUGUACAGAUCAACCAGAACUAUCACGUUUGACCUCCUGCAUGACAAACUGAAGGAUUUAAUUCAGAAAUUUAUGCUUCAAGACAGUAACUUCUGUUGAAGCGGCAGCUGAUCUGGAAAGAUCCUGUUUGGGAAUUUGAGAGAGAAGUCCACCAGUUAGAUAUGUUUUUUAGAUGGCCUCUUAGCCUAACUCUCAAAUUUAUGCCUUCGUACUUGUCUGAAUUCAUUAAGCCUGAGCUUCUAAUCAUUAGUUUUAGCUAUCAGAUUUAACGACUGCAUUUAAGGAUUUUUAACUCUGUUUUCCAGGUCUUUCUUUAUCCUUGCAACUCUUUAUAAAUCCCCUUCCAGUUUUUUAAAAACUAUUUUUGUUUGUUUGAAAAUACUGUUAGCCUGGGCCUACUGCUCAGUCAUUUAGCCCACAGACAGGUAAAUUAACAAACAUCAAGUGCAGCUUUUUUCACCACCCCCUCAUAUCCACCUAACCUUUUAUCUGCACCUUUGGAGUGAUGUACAAAGUCUAAUGAUGUGACCUGUCCUACUGACUCUGCCCAGGGUGAUGUUUCCUGCUGCUUCUCUGUCCUUCCUCAUGUAAAACAAGGAUAUGGCAUGUCUGUCUUCUCCCCUUCCCCAUGUGGAUGUCACAACUCACAGUUAAUAGUCUCAUUCCUUCCAACACAUACAAUUGGCUUUUCUUGAGUUUUAAAAAAAAAAAAUCUGUUGGACUA